Molecule: messenger RNA, 915 nt
Organism: Procambarus clarkii (red swamp crayfish)
Lineage: Eukaryota; Metazoa; Arthropoda; Malacostraca; Decapoda; Cambaridae
Source: RefSeq, a predicted model, not a curated record
UCUCACCAGCGAGAGAAGAGAAGUGAAACUGCCUAACGACCCUAAGGGCGACCCUAAGAAGGUCAUCAGGUCCUUCGCGAUGAAGAUGGUGGGCACAGAAGUCCUUCUGAAGAUGUUGGGAGUCCUGCUAGGAGCCUCUCUCAGCCUCGUACGGGGCCUGGCUCUCUAUAUAGAUGGUAACCAGCCUUAUCUGCCGGUGAAAACGCCGUUCGACUCCCGGAUGAGCAAUCUUCCGGAAGUGGAUAGACAGCAGAAGGAGAGGUCGAAGCGGUCAGCUGUUCUCGUAUGGCCGGAAGGUAGCUUGUUUGUAGCUGAGUUCUACUUUGAAAUCCCUAUUAAGGCUCCCUCAGGGCUCGACAUCCCCUUUACCAUUGAUGUUCCCUACGAAUUUACGCUGCCAAACAUCACUGCAAAAAGUGACUAUCUGUCUCGAAACAUCAACCAGGCCGACGAUCGUUUAGGCCUAUAUGGAAUCAUGGAAGGGAUCUUUAACAAGUUUGGAAUGGAUGGUAAGGCUUGUCUAAUGCGCGCUGUCUGUGAAGGAUCUCAAUCUAGCCUCCUAAGGGCUGGUAUGCUAGGAGAGGUUAUCACUACUAUCCUUACGGCAUCGUUGUCGACUUCUCUGGCUGAGAUGAAGGACUAUGUAGAGGCUGAAGAGUAUGGACGCUCUCACGGUGACUGUCAAGCUAUGUUCCCGACGUGUUCGAUCUCCAUCUUUAGAUUCCUAGAGUGAGGUACAGACGACACAUGAGCCAUUCAUCCUCAGAUAACAAACAUCUUCUCACAAGAUAACAUUUCAUCAAGAACUAGAUACUACGCCUCAUAACUAUUCCUUAUAGCCAUUUUCAUCUACAGAAUGUUGACUUCUUGUGAAAAUGACAGUAAUUUCUUAUCAAUUUAAACAAAUCUAGUUUG